Molecule: messenger RNA, 882 nt
Organism: Sphaeroforma arctica JP610
Lineage: Eukaryota; Ichthyosporea; Ichthyophonida
Exons: 5
Biological process (GO): rRNA processing; tRNA export from nucleus
Cellular component (GO): small-subunit processome; CURI complex; UTP-C complex
Source: RefSeq, a predicted model, not a curated record
ACGGAGGAAAUGCUGAAAGAAGUGAAGGUAAACUAUGAGGCCCAGCCACAAGCCGAGGCGUUUUUGCACAAAGUUCGCAAAAUUAUCAUCGAGAUCCCAGUCUCAAAGAAAAGUCGAGAGUACACGCACGACCAGUGCGCAAUCGGCGAUGUCAAAACACCCCUGCCAAGGUUAGCAAAGACCCCGGUCUCAUUCAGCUUCCAGACGCCCACAUCCGUUAAUCUCGUGGGCAGUUAUCUUCUACGCACGCAAGCCAAACCGGUACUCUCCAUAGACGUGGCCGUGGAAAUGCCGAUUGCCCUGUUCCAGGAGAAGGACUUUAUGAAUUACAGAUACCACGCCAAACGAUCACUGUAUCUUGCCACCGUUGCCAGCGCAUUGAAGAAAGCUCUGCCCGAACUCAAUGACCACGCAGACCACAUGCGGUUCAUAGACUGGCAGUGCGACGCAAACACACCGGUGUUAGAACUGCACCCUGUCUUGCAAUCGGAGGACGCCAGUAAGAACAAGACAGGCAAGAAGAAGUCCCGUGCCAAGAAGCCGUGCAAGUUUGUGGUGCGCAUCAUCCCGUCUCUGGCCACGGACGCGUUCUCGGCCAGUCGUUUGGGGCCCAACAGAAAUGCAGUCCGUCGGCGUGCUGUUGCCAGUGCUCUGGGUGGAGAGAAUGUGCAAGACGACGAUGGCGCUGACGAAGUGAGUACGCCGCACUACAACGCAGCAGUCCUUAGAGACAUGUAUUACAACACACACAUGACUGAACUACACCACGCCAUUGAGAAGACCCCUGGCAUGACAGAUGCCAUCAUUAUGCUCAAGGUCAGUGGGUUGCUUGUGAGGGUUGUGUAUAUUGUAUGGGUGUUGAGGUCAGUGGGUUGCUUGUGA